AGUUGUCACUCUACACUUUUUCCUAUCUCUAUAUUUUUUGCUCUCUCUCUCUCUCUCUCUCUCUGCGCGUCUUUUCAGGCUGGCGGCAAAGAUGUUGUCCGUGCUGCCCAAAGUGGAGAAGCUGUCGGCGCGGGUCAUCCGCGUCCUGGGCUGUAAUCCCGGGCCUAUGACGCUCCAGGGGACCAACACCUACUUGGUGGGAACCGGGCCCAGGAGGAUCCUAAUAGAUACUGGAGAGCCAUGUAUCCCUGAAUAUAUAAGCUGUUUGAAACAAACGCUCCAUGAAUUCAACAUUUCCAUACAGGAAAUUUUAAUAACUCAUUGGCAUCAUGAUCACACUGGAGGUAUAUCCAAGAUUUGUGAAAAUAUUCCAGCCAGUUAUGAGUAUUGCAUAAGUAAGCUUCCACGUAACCCACAUCAAGAAGAAGUAAUAGAAGGAAAGAAGAAGUAUGUGUAUUUAAGAGAUGGAGAUGUUUUAAAUACAGAGGGAGCUUCUCUCAGGGUAUUAUAUACGCCAGGGCAUACUGAUGACCACAUGGCUUUACAUUUGCUAGAAGAAAAUGCAAUAUUUUCUGGUGAUUGUAUUUUAGGAGAAGGAACAACUGUGUUUGAAGACCUUUAUGACUACAUGAAGUCAUUGGAAAAACUUCUGGGAAUCAAAGCUGAUUUAAUAUACCCAGGACAUGGACCAGUAAUAAAAGAAGCAAGAGCUAAAAUUCAAGAAUAUAUUUUACACAGAAAUGCACGUGAGCAGCAAAUCCUACACAUCCUGGAUGAGAAUGCUGGGAAAUCUCUCACAGCAGAGGAACUUGUGAAAAUUGUUUACAAGGACACACCUGUCCAUUUGCAUCCAGCUGCAGAAAUCAAUCUCAAACAUCACCUGAAGAAGCUAAAAAAAGAAGGGAAAGUUGUAUAUGAAAAUUCUCCUAACUUCAAGUGGAAAAGUGUUUUAUAAAUAUGGCAUAUACACAGUUUGACAAACGUGCCCUUCUAUUUUCUGAACUUAAAUGGACUAAAAAAUUUAAUAUCAAAAUUACAUGUAAAGCAGAUGCACAAAUGGACCUGUAUUUUGUUAUUAAUCUGAUUAAAUAAUAAUUUGUCGAUUGAAAGAAUCAUUCGGGGUGGAACAAGUGGAUUAUUUAUUUCAAAGCAAAAUAUUCAAAAUUUGCUUUGGAUACUUGAAUAUUUUGUAAAGAAGUUUGGUUCAAGGAAUGUUAUUAUUAAUUAAAUUUGUAUGCAGCCUGACUCUUAGCCGUAUGAGGGUUUCAGAUUAUUUAAACAUUGUAAAUUCAUUACCAUUAUAUUAAUUGUAUAAUAAAUAUAAUAACUAAG
Pseudonaja textilis is the source of this 1332-nucleotide messenger RNA. RefSeq names its product lactamase beta 2 (gene LACTB2). NCBI's taxonomy places the organism in Eukaryota, Metazoa, Chordata, Lepidosauria, Squamata, Elapidae. The record is from RefSeq and is a predicted model, not a curated record. Gene Ontology annotation, molecular function: RNA endonuclease activity; single-stranded RNA binding. Gene Ontology annotation, cellular component: mitochondrial matrix.